Molecule: messenger RNA, 1695 nt
Organism: Paramecium octaurelia
Lineage: Eukaryota; Ciliophora; Oligohymenophorea; Peniculida; Parameciidae
Source: the annotation of a GenBank genome assembly
AUGCAAAACAUUAAUUACUAAGAGAGCAAAUUUUAGUUUGAAUGCUUUAGAAAACAUCUGCUUAUGGAUGCCAAGUAUUAUGGAUAUUUACUACCGAACCAAUUGAUUCUGACAAGAGUAUUAUGUUUGGUUAUCUCUAAUAGGCUAAAUAGUCAUAGACACCUAAAUAUAAUUUGCCUUUACUACUAAACACCUUAAUUCAUUUUGUCACCAAAUAGCCUUCAAACGAGAUUGAAUAGUUUGGUUUUUUAUAUAAAGAACAAUUCAAAUACUUUUAUGCCAACCCAAAUAUCAUAUUGUAACUUAAAGAACUUUUGGCUUGCAAAGUUAUGUUUAAAGACAUUAGUGAGUUCUAUUAACCAAUAAGUAUGUUGGGGAGAGGUGGUUCUUCAAAAGUAUAACAUUGAUUAACCCUUUAGGUGUAUUAGGUGAUGAAAAAAGGCUCUAAAGAUUAAUAUGCUUCGAAGUGUGUCGAUAAACGAUACUUGAUAGAAGAUGGAGGAUUUGUAAUAAUUGAAUGUAAACCUAGAAUGGAUUGUUUAAUGAGAUCCAGCUGAUGCAAAAGAUGAACCAUACAAAAAUAAUCCACCUAGAAGAAGUCUAUGAAGGGGAGAACACAUUUUAUUUGAUUUUGGAGUAUUUAUAAGGUUAGAGUUUACAUGAGUCUUUCAAUAGGAGACAAGUUAUAUUUGAAUAGGAAUAGAUAUAAACAAUAAUGUUUGUAAAAAAGAAUUUCAUAACCUUAGCAACUCUUGACAGCGGUUUAGUAUAUGCAUUCUUUAGGAAUCAUGCAUAGAGAUUUAAAACCUGAAAAUAUUAUGUUUAAGAGUCAAAACGCCUAUGAUGAAUUGAAAAUUGUAGAUUUUGGAUUGGCCACAUCAAUCUGGGCCGAAACCUAUCCCUUUCCUAAAUGUGGGACUCCUGGCUAUGUUGCUCCUGAAAUUGCUAACCUCAAAGAUUUGAAUUAUAAAUACGAUUUGAUUUGCGAUAUGUUUAGUGUCGGCUGUAUAUUCCAUAAAUUGUAAAUAGAUUUAAUAUUUUAGAUUAACAGGAAAAGAGCUAUUUCCAGGAACCGAUUACUAGGAAAUUUUAAAAUUAAAUAAAAAGUGUUCAAUCAAUUAUGAACUUCUUACUCUCUAUAGAGCACCAAAAGAGGCUAUUGACUUAAUUGCCCAACUCUUAACUAUUAAUCCAAAAGAUAGAAUAUCAGCUUAAGCUGCAUUAUAACACAAUUAUUUUUAACUUAAAUUUUAAACCAAAAGAGGCAAAUUUUAACAAAAUAACAAUAAAUACACUCCCGUGUUUCAAACUUAAAAUUUUAAUCCUAAAGAUAAUAUCUAAUAAUAAAACUUUCACAUUGAAGACGACGUAGUUGAAGAUGAAAAUGCCCAUUCUCUAAAAGUACCUAUAAUGUAAAAAAUGAAAACCUUUGACCAAUUUGUUUGUAAAAUAAAACCAUAAGUUACACCCACUUUGGCUAGAAGAAACUUCAAAAAAUUCUAAACUUCAGAUUUUAACUCAGCAUUAUCUCCAAACUCGCCUAAUCCAUUAUAAAUGGAGAAUAAACCAUCUUUAAUUAUCAAUUCAUCAAAUUAAGAUUUGCUUAAUGAAAUUCACACUAAAAAUGAGCAUUAAAUUAAUUAAAUGGGUUAAAUAGAUGAAGAACAAGAAGAAUAAUUCUAAUAAAACGUAUGA